UACAUAUUGAGGAGCCUUCCACUAGUGUUCAUGGUAGCUGUGAUAGUAUCAGAGCAAUCUGCUGUGUGUUGCAUGCAGAAGAUGACAAAAUGAAUGGAGAGAGUCUCCUCCAAUACCUCCACCAAGAUACAAGAGAAAACAUAAAUUAGCAUCCAUGACAACUGUGACUCACAUCAAUAAAAGUACAGAUAGAACUGUUGCAAAGAUAAUCCCACCCAAAAGAAGACAUCGAUCCACAUCAUCUGUGGAAGUGGCAGUAAUUACUAAUGAUUGCUACUGCAAAGAUUAUAAUAAUCAAGACAAUAAUACAAAUAGCAUUGUAACCACAGAUGAAUUGAUAACUAAGACUAUGAAUGAUAAAGCUGUUAACAGCAUUGAAGUUCCACAUUCAGUUUGGCUCACUGAUCAACCUAAUCAUCAAUCCAUUGAUGAAAGAAAAAUUUAUGAAGUUAAUAAUGUGUGUACAAAAUCUGAAGAAUGUGACCAGAAUGACAGUGGGGUAUAUCUGCCAGAAGCAAUGCUUUCUGAAGAAACUGAAAAACAUAUUAGUUUGAUCCAAACUGAAAGUGAUUUUAGAAGUUCAGGCAUUCAGGAUACAAUUAAUUUUACUAGUAAGCAUUUGAUAUCCUUAGAUCCAGUUAUGCCAAUGUUAGAUAAUUCACACAAAGUUAGCAAUGAAUGUGAGGUGACUGCAGGAUUGCUAAGAAAUUUUACUUCAUUUUUAUCUGUUCCAAAUGAGGAUCCUAAGCACUUGUUGGAUGAAGCACAGACCUGUGUACUAUGUAAUGCUCAUCUUACAAAGGCAUCUACGCCUAUAGUAGAUGAUUCCCAUAUUUUAGUUGAGAAUGUUGAAGAGGCUACCAAUGAUAUUAUAAACAGAAUAUGUAAGUGUCUUAACUGUGAAAGAUCUUUAAAAAACUUAUGUACAGAAAAUAGUCGUUUAUGUAUGGAUUCCAACUUUUCUAUAUGUGGCUCAGAUUGUACUGGCAGUGUCUUCCAUAAAAGAGAGAAAGAGCUCUGCAAUGAUGAUUUGUCAGAAAAUAAGAAUGCAGUUCAAUUCCUGCUACCUAAAGAAUCUCCACCUACAGAUGUAGCAUUAGUAUCCAGCAUACCAUUUUCUUUGAACCAGUGUCAUUUUAACGAUUUGAGUAAUGCAACUGAAGAAAAUACAUGCAUCAGGCAAAGUGGCCUUGGCCUCUUGUCCAGUAAUGAGGAACAGAGUGUUUCAUUCAUUAAAUAUGAUACUACUGACGGUAAGGCAUCAAGUACUGAUAUCUCAGUAGUGAAUGAUUUGACUGAUGUGACUAGCAGGAAUAAUUAUACAGCCAUAGCUAGAAGAAUACCAAAGAAAGCAUCUAUUUGUGAUGGAGGCUGUUGUUCAUACAGUGCCUUGGAGAAUUUUGAGGCUGUCACUCUCAAUCAGGAUAGAGAAAACCAAUGGGUUGUUUCAAAUAGUGCAGAAGUGGAUAAUAAGGAACAUACAUACUACAAAAGUAACAAUUGCAAGACUAUUACAAGCAAGGAAGAAGUGCAUCCCAACAAAAUAUCAAAAAGCUUUCAUUUGUUUCUUAAAAAUAUGUUAACAGAUGAUGAAGAAUAUGAUCUCAAUUAUCAGAGGGAUAAUAUACAAAGCUCUAUUAAUUUUAAGUGUGCUUUAAACCAAACUGAAGUUACCAACUCAACAGAAAAGACUAAUAAAGGAAUUAUGUGUUUAGAAUUAAGCAAGGAAGAACCUACAGGACUUCCUGGUCACUGCAAGGUAUCACCCAGGUGUAUUGUUGUAGAAUCUUGUGUAGUGUGUGAUAGUGUAUGUAAUGGCAGUGGAUACUGCAAUCAGCAUGUAUGUGAUAGUGAAGACUGUUGUGUGAUGUCACUUGUUAGUGUGGAUACCACUGUACCUUCCUCUAAUAAAAGCCGUCAGUCACCAUUACAUGGAGAACACCAGGUUUCAUUAAUCUCAGAUUGCUGUAGCAACAUGAAGAAAUCAAAAGAAUUAACUAAUGAUCUUAGUGUUGCUAAUAAGAGCACUGAAGAGUCUGUUAACAAAACUAGUGAAGAUAUAAUUAAAACAAAUAAUAAAGAAUCUUUCAUAACAGUAAACAAGAGUGCUACAUUGCCUUCUUCCGGAAGUACGGAUACUAUUAACAAAUCAUAUAAUUAUUCACAUGAUCAGAUAGCAGGUAGAUCUAAUGCCCCAGCUAUAGUUAAGAGCAGAGAUAAACCACUGAAGAAAAAUAAAAUUAAUGAUGAUUGUUUGGAUCACUUGAGGACAGAAAUGGAGAAAAACUCAGAAGUGCAUGAAUGUGGUGGUGAAAAUAACAAUAAUUUUGAAAGGACAACUUAUGUAAGAAAAGAAUGGUUAAUACCUGUCAAGAAAGAAGACGUGAAGAAUAGCGAUCACAUGAAUUCAGAUGCAUGUGAAGAAUACCAUGUUGAAUUGGAAAAGAUGUGGGGUAGUCUUGGACUAAAAAUAGAGGAGUGCUCAAAUUUCCCAUGGAUCCAGAUCAGUGAUAUUCUUCCAGGGGGUGCUGCACAACAGAAUGGCCAUAUAAAGAAAGGUGAUCACUUGCUGGAAAUCAACGGCCAUCCAUUAUCUUCGUAUGAGGACGCUACCGAGCUACUAAAGCGCUCUUCCGAUGUUGUCCACUUAAAAUUUCUUCACAAUCGCCAUUCAAAUAGCCACCGGAAAGGACGUCAUGAUCCCAGUUCCGGUAAUUCAGCGUCUUCGCGGCGGCCUAAGCGUCGCCAUCAACGUCAAAACCUGUCAUCGCUAAAUAUAGAUUCCGGAAUGGGUUCUAACGUCAGCCGGCAUUCCGAAAAAGGUUUGACCGGUCGUCGGGCCCAGUCCCAUGGAAAUUUAUGCAACGGGAACAAAAUCUUGGCGCCCAGCGUAGGGCGCAUUCUCGUGCCAUGCAGUGGUGGUGUGGGGCCCAAAGAUCGCAACAAAUUUUGCGGUUCUCUGCCGAACCACUUGGACACGAAGCACGGUGAUGUUGAGGACCCUUGUCGCAAUGGUAAUAACAACAAUGGAGAGCAUGCGAUACCCAACAAUUGCAACGAGGUCGAGCUGCGCCUUCGUCCCCUGCCGUCGUCGUGUACCCUGGACCCCGCGUCACUCCACGACCAAGGCUAUGGUUCGGAGAGAUCUCCAGAGGAGGAGCAUCCGCCUUCAUUGCCCGGGUUACUGGAGCUGACCAGCAAGUACCCGUUCAUUACUAGAGAAGCUACGUUCGAGGUGUGCUUGCUGAAGGGCGGCCGAGGGCUGGGGCUUAGUGUGACUGGCGGCGUGGAUGCAGGCGAGCAGUGGCCCGGCCUGAUUCGAAUCAAGCGCCUGUUCCCACACCAACCCGCAUCGCAGACCGGUCAGCUGCGCCAGGGGGACAUCCUGCUGGCUGCGAACGGCGUCCCUCUCAUCGGCCUCACCAACUAUCAAGCCCUGGAAGUGUUGCGGAAAACGCCAAACAAUGUUGUGCUGACCGUCUGCCGGCCUCCUAGUGACGUCUUCUGCACCCAGGCUCCGAGCGAGCCCCCACCACCGCCGCCGCCCCCACCCCCACGCAGGGACCCAGCCCACAAUAUCAGCUACUCUAGUCAUCACAUUCUCCCUCUACCGCCGCUCCAGACGGAGGGCCCCUGUGGGGAAUUUGACAUUGUGCUGACCAAAGUCAAUCGUAGUCUUGGUUUCACCUUGCGGAAGGAGGAUGAGAGUGUUUUGGGCCACUAUGUUCGUGCAUUGGUUCGUGAUCCUGCCCUUUCUGAUGGUCGCAUCAGGCCUGGGGACAAAAUUGUUGCUGUGAAUGAUGUGGAUAUUUCGCCAAUGAGUCAUGAGGAAGCAGUGAUGUUUCUUCGCCAGUGUGGUGACCAGGUGAAGCUUCGUCUCUACAGAGAUGCAGCCCAGACUCCAGUGUCUGCCCUCUCUCCUGCUGAGGAGGUGAAGGUUUUCAAACCAAAGCCAUUGCUCAGGAAGGAGGCAAUAGACAUGUUAUCAGACUUGGCUGUGAAAAAGCUGUCACCAUGUGACUCAAGCAGUUCAAGCUACAGCAGGCUGCGCAGAGUUUCAGAUGGACAAAGUUCCUCUCCAUGUUCAUCCCCUCGGAGACGUCAGCUCGUUAAGACGCCUUCACCAGAUGUGCAUGCAGCUACCUCAGACAAGCUUGGUCAAAAAUAUAUAGUAACUAGUCAUGUUGGUGACUCCGACUCUUCUGGUGAGCAGUCUCGGACAAGCAUGGAUUCCACAAAGGGGAGGGGUAAUGCAAGCAGUUUUGCGUAUACUACAGGCAGUGGUGAUAGCAUUGACAUGAAACCUCAGCGUCCUAAUUUUCUUGAUUUGUGUGCUGGCAAUACCACGCCAGGCUCGUCUAGGAAACAAAAGUUCACAUUUUCUGUUGCAGCAACUGGAGGUAAUGAAUGGGACUCUCUUGCCCCAACUAGUGAAUCAGAUGAGCUUGCAACUAACACAACACUUGGUAGUGUAAGUCAGUACUAUCCAACUACAAGUAAUAGCAGUGACGAGUUCAGGACUGAUUGUGUGGAUGAUAGUGGCCCAAACUAUGAUAGUAAUUUACCAACAGAGCCAGCAAGUAUGCCACCUCUAACAAACCUGUCAUCAACGUCCAGCACGUCAACUGCAUUCAGUUACAGGAAUCCAGCCUACCAGUCUGCACAUCCAAGUUGUUAUAUGUCAAACAGUCAAAACAGUAUGAGGAAAAGCUUGGAAGAUACAACUGAACAUGCAUCAGAUCAAGACAUACCAGGAAAACUGUCUAAACAUCAGACUGGAUCUGGUGGUGAGGGUUCUAGAGGGUUACUCAAGUGGAAGGGGAUUGUGUUCACACCAGAGAAUGAUGCAGUAGAGGAAAGGGAGAACAGUAACAUCACCCCAUGUCCAGAAGACUCCAGCAGUCAGCUUGCUAUGGACAAGGAAAAUGAACAAGGAGAUCAAGUCUUUAUGGUGGAGCUGACUCGGGGCUGGAAUAGUCGAUUAGGCUUUAGUCUGCAGGGAGAUGGUCAUCACACUUACAUCAGUGCCAUAUAUGCAGACAGCGUGGCUGCAAAGGAUGGUCGGUUGCAAGCAGGAGACCAAGUACUCAUGGUGAAUGAUGAGAAUGUAGAAGAUAUGAGCACUGCUGAGGUUAUUGAUCUGCUAAGAAAGAUUCGUGGUACAAUUGGAAUCACAGUUUUGAGGAAAAGUGGACCACAUCUUCAAAGUUCAUGACUGCUUGUCAGGAAAAAUUAUAGAUUGUGUCCUUGAGUCAUUUAUGUCCCAGUUUUUUUGGAGGGCACUGUUUUCCUGUGUUCAUUGCUUCCUUUCUAAACAGAGAACCCAGGAGUUGCUGCUGUUCUCAGAUAUUUUCGUUUGUGAUUCAGAUCUAGUUUAUUAAGUUUAAAAAAUAAAAUACUGCUGUUUUACAAGAGACAUAAUGUGUUGAUGUCUAUGAUAAAAUAAAUGUCAUAAAAUAUCUAUAAAUCAGUGACUGUUUCAAGAUAUGAAAUGUGAGGUAUUAGAAAAUGUGCAGCAGAGGCAUUAACAAUACUAGGCAAAAUAUAAGAAAGCUUCAAUAGUGAACACAGGGUAAAAUGAUAAGUUCUGUCAUUCUCAUUACAGAUUUCAAUGCCAGACCUGAUUUUCUUCCUAAAUUAAAGUGUUGUAUUCAGAUUCUUCUUGCUCCAGCUUUAUUCAACUGUGCCAUUAAGUAUAAAGCAUUUGCAGUAUUUUGAAUUUUGUAGCUAUCUGCUGUCUAGGAAUUCAUUUCUGUCUUAGUGCAAAUGCCAUUUUAUAUUUUAUAAAGAAUUUAUAGUGUAAAAUGGAUAAAAGAUCAAAUAUGCAACUUAUUUCUCUUAACUAUGAAGGAGAUACCGGCCAGCCAUCUACCCAUUUUUGUGUCUUAUCUUUGGAUGUGUGGGCUGUGACAGCAACUUUGAGAAAUAAUUUGCAUAUGCUCUUUCCUGGGGAUUUAGAAUUAUUUUGUUGUAUAUUAAUCUGGUUAGAAUGAAAUGGCCUAGAUUAAGUGGAUCUAAGUAUAAUCCUGACACACCAACUCUUAUUGUUAAACUCUUGUGAUAUGGAGUAUUAGUCUUAAAACCAGGUUAAGUGUAUCUACCAAUGGAAAGCACUUAGUGUGCUAUAGUAUCUUAAAACCAGGUUAAGUAUAUCUACCAAUGGAAAGCACUUGGUGUGCUAUAGUAUUUCAUUGAAAAUGAAAGAAAAAAUAUAGGAUUUACAAAAAGUUCUGUUGCAAUAUUAAGUUCACUUUCACACAUAUGUGAACACUCCUUGUUGUAAAUAUGUGAAUAGUGGGUAAAGUUUGACUGAAAACUGAUUUCUAAAGAUUAUUGAAACCUUGAAAAUUAAGUAUAGCUUGUAACAUAUGUUCAUAAAUGUUUAAUUAUUUUUGUAAGGCACUUAGUAUUAUGGUAAAAUUAAAAAAAAUAUAGAUUUUGUGAUUGGAUGGAUGCAAAAAAUACUUUGUGCUUCCAUUCAGAGUGAAUUUAAUAUCAGUAAACAAACAGAAGUACAUGUCACCAAAGAAUAACUGUAGACCUAUCAUAUGUAAAUAUAUUGGAGAUUUGAUUUAGAA
Molecule: messenger RNA, 6578 nt
Organism: Cryptotermes secundus
Lineage: Eukaryota; Metazoa; Arthropoda; Insecta; Blattodea; Kalotermitidae
Product: tyrosine-protein phosphatase non-receptor type 13
Exons: 13
Coding region: 155-5215 (1686 amino acids)
Molecular function (GO): protein binding
Source: RefSeq, a predicted model, not a curated record